CUACUGCUAGAUGCCCUUCCUAAUGCCAACCACAGAAUGUACUGGGUGCUUUUUAUGUGCCACCAGCAUCAGUCGAUGCUGGGAGCAGGUGUGGCUAUGAGGUAAGAAGUUUGCUACCCAACCCAUGCUUGCAGUUUGGGUAAGUGUCUCCCCUGAUGGCCUUGGGUCAACUAAAACCUUGUGAGUGGAUGUGGUUGAUGGAAACUGGAGGAAGCAUAUCAUAUGUAGAUAUUUAUAUCAUUAUCAUCAUUGUUUAAUGUCCACCUUCCAUGCUGGUGUGAGUGGGAUAGUUUGAGAGGAACCGACCAGACGGAAGCCUGCACCAGGCUUCUGUGAGUGUUUUACCAGGAUUUUUACAGCCUCAAUGGAUUCUGACCCCUGCAAACAUAGACAUUAAAUGGAUGACAGUGUUGAUGUUGUAAGAUUUGCAAUGUUGAAUUACUAUGUCGUUUAAUGAUUCUCUUUAUCUCACUGCUUCUUUUUUUUCUAUUUCAGAAUAUAACAUCCUAUUGACGUAAAAGAAAUUUCUUAAUUCAGAUGUACCUCUGAUAUUUUGAUUGACUUUCAUCAAUUAAAGGAAGACCAUAUAUUCAUAAGACACAUUCAUCAACGCAUCAACUUCUUUGUAUAAAUCUUCAACAAGUGAUGGGAAAAUACUUCUUCUGGACAUUGUAUUUAACAGCAACGUUCUUUUGUCUUCACUGUCUGGAAUGUAGAGAUUAAUAAUUUCCAGGUUAAUUAAUCUUGGAUACCUUUACAAAAGAGUUUACAUCUUCUGUUUUAGAUAUUAAGUAAGAUCACUGAUUAGAGAAACAUAACACUAAAUUAUUCUCUGACACAUCUGAACACAAACACUCUUAGAAAUGCAAAAAGAACUACCAUUGUGUUAUGUAUGAAAGAUUAUUAUCUCACGAUGAAUGAUUUAACUAAACCAAAAAGGCCACAUCAUUGCAAUAUCUGUGGCAGAUCAUUUUCUGCAAACAGUCUCUUGAUUAGGCACAAACGUAUUCAUACUGGGGAAAAACCAUAUCAGUGUGAUUUCUGUGGUAAAUCAUUUUCUGGAAACAGUCUCUUGAUUAGGCACAAACGUAUUCAUACUGGGGAAAAACCAUAUCACUGUGAUAUCUGUGGUAAAUCAUUUUCUCAAAGUAGUGACUUGCCUAAACAUAAACUCUCCCAUACAGGAGAGAAGCCAUUUUAUUGUAAAUUCUGUGGUAAAUAUUUUUCUGAAAAUAGGUUAAGUCGUCACAAAUGUAAACAGAGAGGAGAAAAGCCAUAUGACUGUAAUAUCUGUGGUAAAUCGUUUGCUAACAAUAGUCUCUUGAUUAUUCACAAACGUAUUCAUACCGGGGAAAAACCAUAUCAGUGUGAUAUCUGUGGUAAAUCAUUCUCUCAAAGAGGUUCCUUGACAAGUCACAUACGUAUUCAUACUGGGGAAAAACCAUAUCACUGUGAUAUCUGUGGUAAAUCAUUCUCUCAAAGAGGUUCCGUGGCUAGUCACAUACGUGUUCAUACUGGGGAAAAACCAUAUCGCUGUGAUAUUUGUGGCGGUUCAUUCUCUCACAGGAGUGCCUUGACGAAACACACAUUCACACAUACAGGAGAGAAGCCAUUUCAUUGUGAUAUCUGUGGUAAAUCGUUCACUAGAAAUAAUCAAUUGACUUGUCACAAACGCAUUCAUACUGUGGAAAAUCCAUACCAGUGUGAUAUCUGUGGUAAAUCAUUUUCCAGUAAUAACACUGUCACUCGUCACAAACGUAUUCAUACUGGGGAAAAACCAUACCAGUGUGAUACCUGUUGUAAAUCAUUUUCCAGUAAUAACACUGUCACUCGUCACAAACAUAUUCAUACUGGGGGAAAACCAUAUCAAUGUGAUAUCUGUGGUAAAUCAUUCUCUCAAAGUGGUGCUUUGACUUAUCACAGACGCAUUCAUACUGGGGAAAAUCCAUACCAGUUUGAUAUCUGUGGUAAAUCAUUUUCCAGUUAUAACACUGUCACUCGUCACAAACAUAUUCAUACUGGGGGAAAACCAUAUCAAUGUGAUAUCUGUGGUAAAUCAUUCUCUCAAAGUGGUGCUUUAACUUAUCACAGACGCAUUCAUACUGGGGAAAAUCCAUACCAAUGUGAUAUCUGCAGUAAAUCAUUUCCUAGAAACAACACUCUCACUCGUCACAAACGUAUUCAUACUGGGGAAAAACCAUAUCAGUGUGAUAUCUGUGGUAAAUCAUUCUCUCAAGGUGGCGACAUACCUAAACAUAAACGUACUCAUACAGGUGAGAAGCCAUAUCAUUGUAAUAUCUGUGGUAGAUCAUUUUCUGGAAGUAGCGACUUGAUUAAACACAAAUGUAUUCAUACAGGAGAGAAGCCGUAUCAUUGUAAUAUCUGUGGUAAAUCAUUUUCUGGAAACAGUCUCUUGAUUAGGCACAAACGUAUUCAUACUGGGGAAAAACCAUAUCACUGUGAUAUCUGUGGUAAAUCAUUUUCUCAAAGUAGUGACUUGCCUAAACAUAAACUCUCCCAUACAGGAGAGAAGCCAUUUUAUUGUAAAUUCUGUGGUAAAUAUUUUUCUGAAAAUAGGUUAAGUCGUCACAAAUGUAAACAGAGAGGAGAAAAGCCAUAUGACUGUAAUAUCUGUGGUAAAUCGUUUGCUAACAAUAGUCUCUUGAUUAUUCACAAACGUAUUCAUACCGGGGAAAAACCAUAUCAGUGUGAUAUCUGUGGUAAAUCAUUCUCUCAAAGAGGUUCCUUGACAAGUCACAUACGUAUUCAUACUGGGGAAAAACCAUAUCACUGUGAUAUCUGUGGUAAAUCAUUCUCUCAAAGAGGUUCCGUGGCUAGUCACAUACGUGUUCAUACUGGGGAAAAACCAUAUCGCUGUGAUAUUUGUGGCGGUUCAUUCUCUCACAGGAGUGCCUUGACGAAACACACAUUCACACAUACAGGAGAGAAGCCAUUUCAUUGUGAUAUCUGUGGUAAAUUAUUUUCUCAGAAUGGUAGCUUGAAAUCACACAAGCGUGUUCAUACAGGAGUGAACCCAUAUCACUGUGAUAUUUGUGGUUGGUCAUUCUCUCACAGUAAUGCCCUGACUAAACACACAUACACACAUGCAGAAGAGAAGCCAUUUCAUUGUAAUAUCUGUGAUAAAUCGUUCACUAGAAAUAAUCAAUUGACUUGUCACAAACGCAUUCAUACUGUGGAAAAUCCAUACCAGUGUGAUAUCUGUGGUAAAUCAUUUUCCAGUAAUAACACUGUCACUCGUCACAAACAUAUUCAUACUGGGGGAAAACCAUAUCAAUGUGAUAUCUGUGGUAAAUCAUUCUCUCAAAGUGGUGCUUUGACUUAUCACAGACGCAUUCAUACUGGGGAAAAUCCAUACCAGUGUGAUAUCUGUUGUAAAUCAUUUUCCCAUAAUUAUAUUUUAAAGGAACACAAACGUAUUCAUACAGGGAAGAAACCAUAUCGCUGUGAUAUCUGUGGUAAAUCUUUCUCUGAAAGCAGCAGCUUAAUUAAACACAAGCGUAUUCAUACAGGAGAGAAGCCAUAUACCUGUGAUAUCUGUGGUACAUCAUUCUCUCGAAGCGAUAGCUUAAUUCAACACAAACGGGUUCAUACAGGAGAGAAACCAUAUCACUGUGAUAUCUGUGGUGAAUCGUUCUCUGUUGGCAGUAGCUUAACUCGUCAUAAACGUAUUCAUACAGGAGAGAAACCAUAUCACUGUGAUUUAUGUGGUAAAUCUUUCUCUGAAAACGGUAGCUUAACUCAACACAAACGUAUUCAUACAGGGGAGAAACCCUAUCACUGUGGUAUCUGUGGUGAAUCAUUCUAUCACAGAGGUAACUUUACUACUCACUCUAGGGUUCAUACAGGGCAGAAGCCAUAUCACUGUGACAUCUGUGAUAAAUCAUUCUCUGUUAGUAGUUGCCUAACUAGACACAAGCGUAUUCAUACAGUGGAGAAAACCUCCCCGUGAUAUCAGUGGUAAAUCCUCCUAUCAAAGAGGUAACUUAAGUACUCACACAUGGGUUCAUA
Molecule: messenger RNA, 4029 nt
Organism: Octopus sinensis (East Asian common octopus)
Lineage: Eukaryota; Metazoa; Mollusca; Cephalopoda; Octopoda; Octopodidae
Product: zinc finger protein 91-like
Exons: 6
Coding region: 893-3970 (1025 amino acids)
Biological process (GO): regulation of transcription by RNA polymerase II
Cellular component (GO): nucleus
Molecular function (GO): RNA polymerase II transcription regulatory region sequence-specific DNA binding; DNA-binding transcription factor activity, RNA polymerase II-specific
Source: RefSeq, a predicted model, not a curated record